This is a messenger RNA of Durusdinium trenchii, 1887 nucleotides long. NCBI's taxonomy places the organism in Eukaryota, Dinophyceae, Suessiales, Symbiodiniaceae. The record is from the annotation of a GenBank genome assembly.
AUGCCCACAGAAAUGCAAUCGGGCUUGGAAUACUACCAGCUGUUUAUGUGGUUCCUUGACUUUGUUUCCUCUGGUUGGUUGUUCCUUGUGUCCGGCCAGUCCCUCGACCUCCUGACAGCCGAUGGAAAGAAGAAAGGUACCAGAGGUCCAAAAGGUUCGAAGGAGGACCACCAUGCACACCCUUUAUUGCAUGGAGCAUGGGCGUAUGCCCAAAUGCGGGGCCACCCAGAUGAAGCAGAGACACUUGAGAUGCAUGAUCCGUUCUUUUGGAACGACAGUCAAUGGCAAGAAGACCAGGAUGUAAUGAUUGAGGCAACUCAGCACUAUGAGCCUGAACAAGGGGGAGACAACGACGAUGAAGGGAAUGAAGAACCUGAAGAGAAGAAUGGAGAAGAUCCUCCGAAGAAGACAAAAGAACCAAAGAAGAAGACAACGAAGGUUGAAGAAGAGAAGGAGGCCGAAGAGGUGUCAAUGAAGGAGGAGGAUGACAAGGAAGAGGAUGAGGAGGAGGAUGAAGACGAAGUGAGCAAAAUGCGGAAGGAAAAGCGCAAACAGUACUGGGAACGCUUUAAGAGCAAGAAGAAUCAGGCCGACGCUGAGGAGGAAAGCGCAAAAAAAGCAAAGAAGAAUGCUGAAGCGAUUGAGGCUGCAAAGGUUGUUGGAGCUGUGGCCCUCCAGACGAAGGAGGAUGUGAAGAAGCGAAAGAAAGAAGGUGAGGUCGGAGCGAAGGACAACAAUGAAAAGAAAGGGAAUGAGGAGAUGAAGAAGCGAAAGACGAAAGCGCCCCAGGAAUCUAAAGAGGAGGUUGAGAAGAAGGAAGGGGAAACUGCGAUUAUGUUGCAAAGCAGUGAUGAGGAAGCAGCAGCCACCAUGGAUGACCGUGGGAGACCUCUGAUCCCAAAUGAAGCUGAGGCAAGUGAGGAACAAAAGAAAAAGACUGAGGUGAUCAUGGCAUCCCUGGGCAACAUCCACAAAACCCUCAGCUGGACCACAAACGAUGACAUAGUGGCAGCGCAAAGAAAGAUGAAAAAGGUGAAGCUAGCAGAGGAGGAAGAAGGUGAGGGCUCAGGCGAUGACGAUGACAAGAUGCUUCGUGAAGCCGAAGAGGAAUCAGAGGAGAAAAAGAAAAGCAAAGGGCGAGGACGAGGAAGGGGCAGAGGAAGAGGAAAGGCAAAGAAAGAUGUUGAAAAAGGUGAUGAUGAAGCACAGGAGCAAGGACAUGAUCAAGAAAGGGAGAGGACUCCGGCCGAAGCAAAAGAAAAAGGGAGGAAGAAGGGCACAGGAAAAGGUGCAGAUGACAAAGAGGACACCUUCGAACGCAAGACUGGAGGCACCAAAGGAAAAAAACAGCAAAAAAGUGAAGCGCAGGAGACCAAGGAAAGCCCGAUGAAGUUGUCCUACAAGGCUGCCAAGCGGGUGGUAGAGCAAAAGAAGGCAAGGGAUGGUUCUGACAAAGUGAAGAGGAAAUUGAACUUUGAGCAGGUGAGCGAUGAAAAGCCUGAAGUGGAGAGAGAGGAGGAUGGAAAGAAGGACAAAUCCCUUGAAGAUCUUUCCAAGCUGGUUGCUACGCGCGACGUGACCUUUGGUUGCCCACAGGAUGUUGUUGGGGCACUCGUGGCGUUUGAAGCGGGAGAGCCGGUACACUAUCCGCGGAAGCUGCACACUCGGACCUUCUUCGUCAACAAUGUUCCCAAAGAGCGUGUGAUCAACAUGAACCGUGUGCUGUGGAUCUUGGCCAAGAAGUUGGCUGGGUGGCUCCACUUUGAGGUGGAGGAAGAAUGCGACAGGUGUGGGAACUCCAAGCAGCUUCGGAAAUCCCAAGUGUACCCAUUGGGCUAUGGCCGCGCCAUUCGACGACUGCACAUGCAGUGGAUGGUCCCCUGGUAA